This is a messenger RNA of Pangasianodon hypophthalmus (striped catfish), 2772 nucleotides long. It is a transcript of the gene tnfaip2b, whose product is annotated as tumor necrosis factor, alpha-induced protein 2b. The record is from RefSeq and is a predicted model, not a curated record. Lineage: Eukaryota; Metazoa; Chordata; Actinopteri; Siluriformes; Pangasiidae. The coding region runs from base 147 to 2045 and encodes 632 amino acids. Gene Ontology annotation, cellular component: exocyst. Gene Ontology annotation, biological process: exocytosis; exocyst localization. Gene Ontology annotation, molecular function: SNARE binding. The transcript has 12 exons.
CCUCUGCCCGGAAAGUUCAUGUGCACGGGAAGAUGUUUUUCCACGCGCCAAUUCUUCCCCCAUGAGUUUUAGUGGAGGAGGAUGCAGUCUAUAUAAGUAGCCCAAACUGUUGAACAGAGCAACCGGAGCGCGCGACAGCUGGAGCGAUGACUGUUGGAUCAUCAUCCCCCAUAGUCAGAAGGGUCUCACCUUCUAAGUCUAAAUUUUCCAAAUUUAAAGUAAACCUACCAUUUUUCAAAAGGAAUACCCAUGUUCAGGAUGACAUCAAGUCUGAAGAGGUUCUGUUAACUUUUCAGGAGAACCUACAGCAGCAUCACUUGGCAAUGGCAGGGCAGCAGCUGAUAUAUCGAGAGGAGCAUUUAUUUGCACUGAAACAAACAGGGGUGGGAUACAGCAAGACCAUAUUGGAGGAAGAUGAGAAGGAAAAACUGAUUAAAGACUCUGAAGACUUUAUAAAGAAAGUUAUGUCAACAGUUGAGAAAUCUUUUGAUAUUCAAACUAACGAAGAGAAAGAAUUUCUAAAAGAGGCAGUCCUAGCCAUAUACCAAGAGGAAGAACAGGACAGGAGAUGGGAAGGUGUCGAGAAAAAUGAACGUCCUCCAUGGAGGCCGAGGUGUUGCAGACUGGCCCAUGACCACCUGCUUCAGAAUAUGGUUACACAGCGGAUGGAGCAGGCAAAGCUAGAUUCAAAUGUUAACAUUAAGUCUUCAGUUCAAUUGGAGAUCACUGCCAAGGGUAAACAACUAAAGGAAGACCUGCUACAAAUUGCAAAGAAUGUGACGAGCUGCUACCCAAAAGAGAAUGUGUGCCAACUGUAUGCCAAAAUAUACCAUCAGGUUUUUAGGGACAAGCUCAGAGAAGUUGCUGACUAUGGACUUGCUGAUGAUGACUGCUUACAUAUACUUCAGUGGGUGAACAUUCUUUACCCCGAGAUUCUGAGGCAUGAAGAGCUCUCUGGGGUGAUUGAAUAUGAACAUCUUGAGGCACUGCUCCCUGGUGAUAUCCUUGAACUGUUGGAAGAGCAGUUUUUGACCAAUAAAGAGAAUGAGCUGCAGACAUGGUGUCAAAAGGCCUUGAGCAGUGAGAAGAAUGCUAAUCCUGAACUGAUGGAUGAUUGCUACUUAAGCCACCUGGCUAUUGAUGUGAUUCAGUGUGUCAAUGCUCUUCUAACCUCAUCAAAGUGUGUGCUGGGCUCUUGGUCAAAAACUCAGAGAAUCACACACCAGUUAAAACAAUUCCUUAUUAAUUACCAGCAUUUCCUUGAGAAAGUGAUUGAGGAUAAUCGGGUGAAUGCUGAUGCUGUAUUGAAGGCCAACCUGCCCUGUAUCAGAGAUCUCAGGAAUUACAUAAUGAUGAAUCCAGAUCCCUUCCCUCAACACAUCAAGAAUGACUAUAUAGAUCUGCUCACCAGGAUAAGAGACACAUGCCACAGUUAUUUCACCAAACGGAUCCAUAAAGCUCUCAAGGGGACAUACUCCAAACUGGGUACCCAAGAAUGGAUAAAACACAAUGAACAUGUGUGUAGUGAAUUGCUUGAUGGGGUGCAUAGACACAUUCAGGAAAUCAGAAAUCUACAUGAAGCAUGCGUUAAGGAAUUGGUCAGCAAGCUCCAUGAAGAAGUGUUGGCUGAGUAUGUGAGGAAAAUGAUGAAGAAGAAGAUCAAACUUAAAGAUGAGAAGAAACAACACCAAGCAGCUGAAGCAUUACGCAAAAAUAGUCAGAAAAUACACGCUCUGUUUACUGAGGCUGGGUCAGACAUGGAGGGCCUGGAAGACAUCCUGCCCAAACUAGCUGAACUGCUGACACUAAAUGAUCCACAGUGCAUUGAACUCCAAUUGGUCACUCUGUCUAACAUUUACCCAGACCUCAGUGAAGCCCAUGUCUCUGCCUGGCUACACCUCAAGGCAAACCUCUCUCCCUCAGACUUCAAAAAAAUUAAGAAGACCUUUUCUAUGUAUCAUGCUCAGACCUCAGAAACCACUGUAGGUGGCCAGGACCCCCUUCCUUCAAGCAGGAAUUUCUUCUCCAAAGUAGCCAUUAAGUAAUCCUUUGCAAUACUGUAAAAUACCAAAUGUUUCUAAUUCUCAUGCUGUAUGUUGUAUUUAUAAUGUUUUAUGCAGUGCCCUGUGCAAUGUGAAAUGAUUAAGCUAUUGUAAUUAUUUUAAAGAAUUGUAAGUAGGUGUCAGUACGCAUGUUACUGUAUGUUUUCAUGUUUUUAUCUGAUGUGUCUUGUUGAGUGGGGCAUUAGUACAGGCCCUCUGUAAAGUCCAAAAUGUAGUAAUGAUUAUUAAGAGACUUUCCUGCCAUCCGUAACAUGGAAAGUAACAGUAAUAUACUUUCUAUUUAGUAUGUGUAAACAUUCUCUUCCUGUUUUACUGCGGUGCGUAAUGACACUUUCUACUGUGCUGAACAAUGAAGUUACUAGACAUUGAUUCUUGGCUUAACACUUGUUCUGGUAUGUGACCAGUAUUCAGUGGGAAUAGCCUCAGACCUCAGAGAAUUACUAUAAGAUACAGGAUAUGAGUUUUCCUUUACAAAUAAACCAGGCUUAGUUACAGCUAUUAUGAAUUAAACAAUAACAUCCUUAUCCUUUCCUGUCUGAUUGUGGGUGCUCAUUAAAUAGAGGAAAUGGGGAAGUUUCUUUGUUUUAGUGUUUGUAUGUCUAUAUCUGAAGUUUGAUUCCCAAAAUGGUACACUAUGGUGACCAGUUCUGAGAAAUUCAAAAAUAAAUAAAUGCAUUAUUCACUGAAUAAAUGCUUUUUUUAUGUUUUA